This is a messenger RNA of Lachancea nothofagi CBS 11611, 459 nucleotides long. The record is from the annotation of a GenBank genome assembly. NCBI's taxonomy places the organism in Eukaryota, Fungi, Ascomycota, Saccharomycetes, Saccharomycetales, Saccharomycetaceae.
AUGUCCCAAAACGAAAGAACUUUCAUUGCUAUCAAACCCGAUGGUGUCCAAAGAGGCCUCAUCUCCAAGAUUAUCGGCCGUUUUGAAGACAGAGGUUUCAAACUCGUUGGCAUCAAGUUGAUGACUCCUACGGAAAACUUGCUAAAGCAACACUAUUCCGAACACGUCGACAAGCCAUUUUUCCCAAAAAUGUUGUCGUUCAUGACCUCUGGCCCAGUUUUGGCCACUGUCUGGGAAGGCAAGGACGUGAUUCGUCAAGGCCGUACCAUUUUGGGCGCUACCAACCCUCUCAACUCUGCGCCAGGGACCAUCAGAGGCGACUUCGCCAUCGAUAUGGGCAGAAACGUGUGUCACGGGUCCGACUCCGUUGAGUCUGCCAACCGCGAGAUCAGCCUGUGGUUCAAGGCCGAGGAAUUGGUCGACUGGAAAUUGAACCAGAUGUCCUGGAUCUACGAGUAA